This is a messenger RNA of Oryzias latipes (Japanese medaka), 1829 nucleotides long. RefSeq names its product uridine-cytidine kinase 2b (gene uck2b). Gene Ontology annotation, molecular function: kinase activity; ATP binding. NCBI's taxonomy places the organism in Eukaryota, Metazoa, Chordata, Actinopteri, Beloniformes, Adrianichthyidae. The record is from RefSeq and is a predicted model, not a curated record.
AGCCGCUCUAGCUGCUCAUUGCAAGCAUGGCCGGGGACAGCGAGGCUCUUCUUAAAGACCAUGACGAGAACACCAACGGUGUCCGGCAACCUUUCCUCAUAGGUGUCUCUGGUGGCACCGCCAGUGGCAAGUCAUCUGUAUGCGAGAAGAUCAUGGAGCUGCUGGGACAGAACAAGAUAGACCACCAUCAGAGGCAGGUGGUGAUCCUCAGCCAGGACAGCUUCUACAAGGUUCUUACUCCAGAGCAGAAGGCCAAGGCGUUGAAGGGCCAGUACAACUUUGAUCAUCCGGAUGCUUUUGACAGUGAACUGAUCAUGCACACGCUCAGGCAGAUUCUGCAGGGGGAGACGGUGCAGAUCCCUGUUUAUGACUUUGUCACCAAUUCCAGGAAAGAGGAGUUUAUUACGGUGUAUCCGGCCGAUGUGGUCCUUUUUGAGGGGAUCCUCAUGUUCUACUCACAGGACAUCAGAGAUCUGUUUCAGAUGAAGCUCUUUGUUGACACAGAUCCAGACACGCGGCUCUCACGUCGAGUCUUGAGAGACACUACUGAGCGCAAGCGGGAGCUGGAGCAGGUGCUCACUCAGUACAUCACGUUUGUGAAACCAGCCUUCGAGGAGUUUUGUUUACCUACAAAGAAGUAUGCAGAUGUAAUUAUUCCACGGGGAGCAGAUAAUCUUGUGGCCAUCAACUUGAUUGUACAGCACAUCCAGGACAUUCUGAACGGCGGGCUGAACAAACGCUACAACGGCUGCAUGAAUGGGCUUGGGACUCCCCGGCAGCGGCGGACCUCAGAAUCGAGCAGCCGACCCCACUGACCCCGUGGCACCUCUCUUCAGAGAGGAGAGGAGUGUAAUUGUUGAGUUAAAGAUAAUAAAAAAAAAAGCCUCUUGGCUUCACUGUAUUUAAGACGGGGGGAGAAAGACAAAGAUAAAUUGAGAUGCCUUGUAUUAUUAUGACCGCUCCGCUCUUGUCAGUUACUUGGAUUUUAAGUGUUCAACAUGGAUUUAAGUUCCUGUCAGGAGGAUAAAUGGAAACUUUUUUUUUUUUUGUUCUCGGUGUCCAUUGCUGCUUACAGGAACUUCCUGUCAAAAGCAAGCUUUUUAUUUCUAUUUCCUAUGUCUGAUAAAACUUGAACCCCCUAAUGAACGGGGCAUUUCAGAUGUUUGGAAGAGUUCCAAACAAAAAAAAGAAGAAAAUUGAAUUAAAAAUCUGGAAGGAUUGCACUCCACUGACAAUCUCCUUAGUGUUUUCAUACUAGUUUUGUCCACUUUUUAGGUUGGGUGGCUGUUGCUUUACUUUGUCCAUUACUGUCCAAGUUUCUCGUUUGUGGCGAAACGUCGGAUUUAAAGUGACGACUAAAGGGUUAAACUGGAUGCGGUUAAAAAGAAUUCCAACCAAAAAUACAUAUUCCUUCAUCUUUAUGAUUGAUUUAAAGGGAUUUUGGGUUGAGCCAAAAUAUUCAGAUGUGUAAAUAACUUGAUUUGUGUCCCUGUAUUUGGGGACAGCCAGGUGUUUCAGGUGGUGCGUGCACACUCAGGUCAAUCAUGACGGUUCAUCUACAAUGCCAUAGCAAUACCAGUCCUGUAGAAAAACGGACGACAAUGCCUCAGUGAAGUUGCCUCAGGUUCACUUGUACAGUAAGCAUCCACACCUGCUAGCAGAAAAACAUUUUCAUCUGUUUUUUUUGAAUGACAGCUCUGUAUUUUUGAUGUAUGAAGGAACUGAAUGAUGUCCUCUGAAUGGUUGUGGAGCUUAAGACUGAUUUUGUGAUUUGUAAUGAAUGAAAUUAUGAAUCACUUCAUGGUCAAUAAACUGACAAUGUUGCAUUA